Molecule: messenger RNA, 279 nt
Organism: Rotaria sordida
Lineage: Eukaryota; Metazoa; Rotifera; Eurotatoria; Philodinida; Philodinidae
Source: the annotation of a GenBank genome assembly
AUGCCAACACAACCUGUUACAUUUGUUUGUCGUUUUUGUUAUUCAACAAAUCAUUCUUUAUAUCCAGUUCGUCUUUAUUGUAUAAGUUUACAUGAAGGUCUUAUUAUGUGUGCAAAUCAAAAUUGUACAGGAAUUGUUAAUGGUCAUGUUGAUCUUUUAAAAAUGAUUCUACCUAUAACAUCAUCAACAACACAGUUAACAUACGAACAAUAUCAAAAAACACCCUAUUAUAGUCCAGAAUGUGAUUUUCUUGUGACAGAUAUACCAUCAGAAAUAUAA